AUGUCUUACACUAUCUUUCCACGACAGACCAUUGAUCUCAACGGUCCAACUAUCCCCCCGCCCAGCGGCUCUGUUUCUAAUCUUGACAAUCCUCCAAAUGGCAAUCAUAUCGCUAUUCCCAUCAUCACACUGUGUGCUGUCAUCAGUGCCAUCUCAUAUUUGAUUCGUUUCUAUGCCAAGUAUGUUAUGAAAAAGGUCAACGCUUCUGAUUACUUGACCGUCGUCGCUUUCCCCCUGUACUGGGUGUAUAUAUAUUACAGUUACCAUCUCAGCGAAACAUCUGGCUAUCUCGUUCAUGAAUGGGAUAUCCGCUUAAAGGAUAUCACAGCCUUUUCAUACAUCUGCUGGCUCGCUACUCUUCUAUACCUAUGGAUUAUAGCCCUCGUCAAAUGCGCAAUCAUGUUAGAAUGGACGCGAAUAUUCGCCCCCGAAGGCACAAAUACCUACCUCAGCAGGUCAUGGUACGCCACAGGUGCUGCAAUUUCUCUUCUAUCGAUCAUUUUAUUCAUCAUGGACCUUGUCAACUGCACCCCCUUCUCGGGAAAUUGGGAUGUUCUGGUUGCUGGCAGACACUGUCGGUUUAGUGUUCCUGCGUUUGGUCUGGCGUCGUCAAUAGUUAACCUGACGUUGGAAAUUAUUCCACUCGUCCUCGUACAGAAAGUUAUCUGGGGGUUGCAUAUGUCCUGGAAAAAGAAAUUGGGUGUUAGUUUGAUAUUCUUUAUCGGUAUAAUUGGAUGCGCUGCAAGCACCGUCCGCUUAUAUUACGCAACCCAAUUCUACGUCUCCAACGACACUAGCUACUUCUUCUCCAUUAUGGCACUCUGCUCUCUGAGCGAGACAACCUGCGCCAACUUGAUCUUGUGUGUGCCCUGCACUCCAAAAGCAAUCAAGGGAUUCAAACAGACCCAAUCGUUCACGACCCUCAGAAGUUAUACGACUUUAAGGAGUAGACCUACUACUACCAGUGCUACCACAGUCAGGUCAGAGCCUACUUUCGAGGUUCAUGUGACUAAUGAGAUUGAUUCUGUGAGCAAACCGAAUGACAGUUGGAUUAUGAUGACCUCGAGGGGCUCAAGGCGUGAUUCUGCGUAUUCGGGGGAUUCCGAUAGGCACCAUUUGGUGUGA
Molecule: messenger RNA, 1125 nt
Organism: Talaromyces marneffei
Lineage: Eukaryota; Fungi; Ascomycota; Eurotiomycetes; Eurotiales; Trichocomaceae
Exons: 5
Coding region: 1-1125 (374 amino acids)
Source: RefSeq, a predicted model, not a curated record